Molecule: messenger RNA, 1857 nt
Organism: Penicillium samsonianum
Lineage: Eukaryota; Fungi; Ascomycota; Eurotiomycetes; Eurotiales; Aspergillaceae
Product: DNA helicase ZGRF1-like domain-containing protein
Exons: 2
Coding region: 1-1857 (618 amino acids)
Biological process (GO): double-strand break repair
Cellular component (GO): nucleus; site of double-strand break
Source: RefSeq, a predicted model, not a curated record
AUGAUGUCCACACCGUCGUCCUCCACGCAUCUUCCCCCGACCUCCCCGCAGGCCACUGCCUUGGUUGUGAAGUUUCGCUGCCUGUACACUCACGACCUACGCCGCAAGUCCAAACGAUGGCACGAUGGCUACCUUCGAUAUCAUAAGUUCAACCAACGUGUUAUGGUCUACGAUGACCAGGGGAAUUUUAUCGGCGACCACCACUGGCGAUCCCCCGAUGAGGUACAAGAUGGCGACGAAAUGGAGCUGGACAAGGGAGUCCUGAUUGAAGUGACUGAGAAAAUGGGCACGACUGAGACGGAUAUCACAACCCUAUUCGAAAAAAAGAAAUACAGUCAAGGUUCUCCGCAGACCAAAGACCAAGCGUCCCAAGUCCCCCGCGCCUCUGCCUCCGCCUCCGCACCUCUUCGUUCCUCCGGUUCGUCCCAGUCAUUUCGCUCACUCAAUGAUUUGCUGGGCAUUAAAAAGACUCCAAUCGGGCAUUUGGUUUCUCCAUACGAGCAACGGAAUCCUCCGCCACCAGCCUCCAGCAUCCAAGAACCCGAACGACCACCGAAGCGACAGAAGACAUUCUCGUUGGUGAAACAAAACGCCGAGCAAGGCUCGCGUACCCAUAGUGAGGUCAUUGAUUUAACCGAUUCAACCUAUUCAAUUCAAGGACUCUCCGCAAGGCAAAGGUCAACUCAAGUGACAAAGGAACCACCCCGAGCCGGGGGUGAUUCUACGACUGAUGUGCUUUCAGCAAAUUAUGAGCAGAGGUCGGCAGUCCCGUCAAAACAAACUCGGCCGCAGAGACCCAAAUCUCCUUCGUUUUCAAGAGUCUCCACUUCAGCUGCAUCUGAACCAAUCUCCAGUCGACCAACAGCAGAGGAGGUAGUCCGUACAGCCACUAAGGGUGUCCAACCUGCAAGGCCCCUAGGCAAUAAAUCGAAAGAUGUACCGCCGCCUAUGCAACCACCAAGACCCCUCGGCCCCUCAUCGAGAGGUUCUCUUCCCACUGUACUCCCAGAAACAGAAACAUCCAGGCCUCGUGGAAACUUGCGUGUAGAGCAACCAUCAAUGAACCGCGAAAAUUCGUCGAAAGCUGCGUCACAUCCCAUCCCCCAACAGAGGUCUGACCCUCCAACGGUUUCAAGAAGCACUCUCCCAAAUGUACCCAAACAGUCGUCUGCUGUCCGAUCUACAGCACAGGCGCCAGUGCGUGCAGUCACGAAUUAUGUGAACCCCAUCGAACCCGUGCAUAACCAAACUUCAACCAAUGUUCCACCUCAAGCCAACGUUCUACCUCCCGCCAAUAUCUCGCCUUCAACAAACAUGCCACCUCCACCGCGUCCAUCUUCCGCAUCUUCCGUACUACGAUCUGGGGCACCUACGACGGCUCUACGCAUGGGAACCGGAAAGCCGCGCAGAAAACUGAUGUACAGUGCUUUGCUGCCCGGCGCUUCACGAACCCCAUCGCCGGCAGCCUCGGACACACCACCUGGUAGUGCAACCCGUGAACCCGCCACAAAUACCCCGGAGCAACAGCUGGCCGCCGCUCCAGGUGAUUGCUCAAUAUCAAAUGAAGAGUUUAUGCCUUCGAGCUCGACACAAUUUAUCCUCGACGAGAUGAUAAAUGAAUCAGGGUUCAAAUCGCCCUCCACAAUCAAAAGGCUAACCGGGAAAAGAUCUAUGGAUUCACCCUUGCGCAAAUCGAUAUCGGACCCGACUGCUUUGACUGCCCGCCAGAUCCGGGCAGGAGGAUCAUUCCACGCGGCCGACAAGGAAAAUGAGCCCAAAGAGCAAGGCCCCUGGACAUCUGAGGCAUUAGAUUUGUUUGACUUCUGGCCUGCUGGACGGCCAAAACCAAACGAAUAA